AUGUCUUCGACCACCUCUGACGAAUCUAAUGAAAAUGAACAAUCCGAGAAACAGCAAAGAUUUCCUGCAAUUCUUAUAAUUGGUGAAGUUGGUGUGGGAAAAAGUACUGUAGCUAAUAUGAUUGCUGGCAAAUAUCGUGAUGGUGGUCCAUUUACGAAAUCAGAUGAAGUUCAACCUUAUCCAGUUACAAUAAAUGGAAUAAAUUAUAUUUUGAUUGAUACACCGGGUUUAAUUCUAUCAGAAGAUCAGGAUCAAUCAAGUAUUGAUAUUAUAUCACAGAUUGAUGAACUUAUUCAAAGUAUUGAUCAGUACCUUGAAAUUGUUUCAAUUAUAUUAGUAUUAGAUUCAAACAGAAUGUCUAAAACUCAGAAACAAAAUUUUCGUCAAAUUGUAACUGCCUAUUUGAACAUUAUAAUAAUAGUAUUCACAAAAGGUACAUACAAUCAAACAACUUCAAGGCAAUACAUGGAAACAACAUUUAAUACUGAAUUAAGAGGAACUGUUGGUAAACGUGGCAUAAUUUCUGGUCGUUGGGUAAUUAUUCCAAAUCCUGAUGAUACUAUAUUUCCUAUGACGAGUAAUGGAAAAGAAAAUGAACAUAUCUUGAAAAAUUUAUCUUUACUUAAUAAAUUAAUUAUUUCUUUAACUCCUCCAAAAUAUCAAUUAACUACUGGUGAACCUGAGAUAAUUGGUUUAAAUAAACUUGAUUUAGAACGUGGUUAUAUUUGUGGAAUGCAUAAGAGAUCUUUUACUGAAGUUAUUAUAGGUUUUUUCUUAUUCUUAACCGCUUCUACUCUCGGUUUAGCUUAUAUACUUUAUUAUGAUGUUAUUGAUGAUUCUCCUUAUAGAUGGGUAUAUGGUGGAUUUGGUAUUGCUUCAACUAUAUUGUUCUUUCUUUUUGUUUUAUGUGUUUAUUGCAUUAGAAUUAAUCAAGUUCAUGGAAUUUAA
This is a messenger RNA of Dentiscutata heterogama, 948 nucleotides long. The record is from the annotation of a GenBank genome assembly. Lineage: Eukaryota; Fungi; Glomeromycota; Glomeromycetes; Diversisporales; Gigasporaceae.